Messenger RNA from Arthroderma uncinatum, 633 nucleotides. RefSeq names its product UDP-N-acetylglucosamine transferase subunit alg13. NCBI's taxonomy places the organism in Eukaryota, Fungi, Ascomycota, Eurotiomycetes, Onygenales, Arthrodermataceae. Bases 1 to 633 code for a protein of 210 amino acids. The transcript is spliced from 3 exons. Gene Ontology annotation, biological process: dolichol-linked oligosaccharide biosynthetic process. The record is from RefSeq and is a predicted model, not a curated record. Gene Ontology annotation, molecular function: hexosyltransferase activity. Gene Ontology annotation, cellular component: UDP-N-acetylglucosamine transferase complex; extrinsic component of endoplasmic reticulum membrane.
AUGACAUACAGAGAGGAAGAAGUACACUCUUUGCAGCCUAAAGGCCGUCCAAAGAAGUUAUGUUUUGUGACUGUCGGUGCUACUGCGUCUUUUAACCCUAUGAUCAGAGAGAUCCUACAUGAAGACUUUAUGGCUGCGCUUCAGACACACAACUACACCCAUCUAGUCAUCCAGUAUGGCCAGCAUGGAGGCCGUCUUUUUGACGAGUUUGUGAAAGACAAUGAGACCAAACUGCUGAACAAGUAUGGCCUGACUCUGACCGGGUUCGACUUCAAUAUCGAUGGGCUGAAGGGCGAGAUGUGUGCUGCCAAAGAAGACUCGAAAACAAACACCGCCGAGGGCCUUGUCAUCAGCCAUGCAGGCUCCGGAACAAUCCUCGAGGCUCUUCGAUUUGGUCUGCCUCUUAUGGUGGUGCCCAACCCUGACUUGAUGGGCAAUCACCAAGCCGAGCUGGCAAAGGAGCUGGCGUCUGCCAACUAUGUAGUACAUGGCCAGCUAGGGAACCUGGCCAGCGGUCUUCGUGAAGCAGAAGACUUCCGUGCAAGGCUUCAUUCAUGGCCUCCUAAACAUGCAGAUGCGGAGCCCAAGGGACUGGCCUGGGUGAUGGAGGAUGAACUUGGAUUUCUAGACUAA